Sus scrofa (pig) is the source of this 5367-nucleotide messenger RNA. It is a transcript of the gene GATA4, whose product is annotated as GATA binding protein 4. Gene Ontology annotation, biological process: negative regulation of transcription by RNA polymerase II; positive regulation of transcription by RNA polymerase II; cell fate commitment. Gene Ontology annotation, molecular function: DNA-binding transcription factor activity, RNA polymerase II-specific; zinc ion binding; RNA polymerase II cis-regulatory region sequence-specific DNA binding. Gene Ontology annotation, cellular component: nucleus. The record is from RefSeq and is a predicted model, not a curated record. NCBI's taxonomy places the organism in Eukaryota, Metazoa, Chordata, Mammalia, Artiodactyla, Suidae.
GGGUUAUUUUUACGCGGUAAUAGGGCCCUGUGAUUGCUCUAUUAACCUUUAGACCUGUCUAAGGGACUCUCCGGCUCGCAGCCCCGCUGCGCUGGGGCCUCUAGGCACUGACGCCGACUCCAAACUCCGGCUUGCCACCCUCCCCGACCGCGCUCUAGGGAGGGGGCUGAGGCCACUGGAAGAGCCCUCUCGGCUGAGAAGCCCCGCUGGACUGCCAAGUUCCCCAAGCCCCUGCUAAGGUCCUUGAGAUUGGUGCGGCAGCGCCGCAGGCUGCAGAGAAAACGGAAAGAUCUGAAGGGGGAGGCCACAGGAAAUGGGAAGUUUCGCCACGAAAGGUGCACCUUUUGCUUGAACACAGAAAACUCUGGGCAGGAGGAGCCUGCGCCUUGCGCACUCUCGAGGCUGCUGCGAAGGUGAAGCCGAGGCUUAGGUCUCCGUGCUGACUGGGGGAGGCCAAUCCCAAGUUUGGUGUCUCUCCACCUACCCAGAGUCUGGGGCUGGAAGGAUCCCCACCACCCACUCUGUACUAUCUGCCAGAGACCUGCACCCCCAGUGACCCAGCACCCCACACCCGAUCCCGGGUCGCACCCAAGAGGUCACCUUCUCCUCUAUCAGCCCCGCCCCUCGCCAACUGCGUCCGGGCCCCGGCUGAAACCGGACCACCAGGAGGCGUGAGGAGGGGGGAGGAGGUGAGAGAGAGAGGAGAAGACUUAUUAAUAAAGCUGACCCUGGGCAAAACCGCAAACCUAAUCGACCUCAGCCAAGACCGUGAGUGAAACCCUGCGCCAAGGCGGUAGCACUUUGGCAUUUUACUAGGAGAUCCCUGCGCCUGGACUUUGCCUGCUGGGGUAGAUUUUUGAACAGCCCCGCAGCCGGGCGCUCAGCGGCGGUGCAGCCGCCGCGGCGCACCCCCGCCCCCUGCCCUUGCACGUGACUCCCGCCGGCCAGUCAGCGCUGGCGAGCGGGAGCGCAGGGGUGAGGGGAGUCGCGCCGCAAGCAGGGGGACUCCGAGGCGGCCGGCUGGGAGGCUGCGAGAGCUCCGCCGCCGCCGAAGCUCCGGUGUCCCCAGAGGAGCGCGCGCCGGCCUCCGGGAAGCUCCAGCCGGGGCAGGACCGCGGCUGCAUCGCGGAGGAAAGGAGCCAGCCGGGCCCCUCGGCCUUGGAGCCAGCUUACCGCACCCUGCGCCCCAGGCCUGGGUGCCCUGAAAACGGCGGCGCCUCGCAGGGACCAGCCCGGCCCGCGUGAGACCGGCGGGAGCCCCACACCCACGCCCAGGCGCUUCCCUCCGUCUCCGGGACCUCCAGGCCCUGCAGUGGAUUCGGCUCUUCCUUCACCACCCCUGGGAACGACCACAAAUUCAAUUUGGGAUUUUUCUGAGUAAACCCGAGCUUAGACGCUUUUGCUGGAUUUAUUUAAUACGUACAUAUUUUUUGAAGGAUUUGUGGUUUUUUACCUUUGAUUUUUGAUCUUCGUUUUUGUGACAGCCCCUCGCCUGUACAUUAUUAUUCGUAUUUAUAUUUUUUUGUUAUUAUUUUCUUUCCCCGCCUUGCUUCUUGGCCCGAGGACUCGGACGCUGCGAGCGCGCGGGGCGAUGUACCAGAGCCUGGCCAUGGCCGCCAACCACGGCCCGCCUCCGGGGCCCUAUGAGGCGGGCGGCCCGGGCCCCUUCAUGCACAGCGCAGGCGCCGCGUCCUCGCCCGUCUACGUGCCCACGCCGCGCGUGCCCUCCUCUGUGCUCGGCCUGUCCUACCUCCAGGGCGGAGGCGGGGGCGCCGCGGCCGGGGCCGCCUCGGGCGGCAGCUCCAGUGCCGCGCCGUCGGGCGCUGGGCCCGGGACCCAGCAGGGCAGCCCGGGCUGGAGCCAGGCGGGAGCCGAGGGAGCCGCUUACACCCCGCCGCCCGUGUCGCCGCGCUUCUCCUUCCCGGGCACCACCGGGUCCUUGGCCGCCGCCGCCGCCGCCGCCGCGGCCCGGGAAGCCGCGGCCUACAGCAGUGGCGGCGGGGCGGCGGGCGCGGGCCUGGCGGGCCGCGAGCAGUAUGGGCGAGCCGGCUUCGCGGGCUCCUACUCCAGCCCCUACCCCGCCUACAUGGCCGACGUGGGAGCGUCUUGGGCCGCGGCCGCCGCCGCCUCCGCCGGUCCCUUCGACAGCCCGGUCCUGCACAGCCUGCCCGGCCGGGCCAACCCCGCCGCCCGACACCCUAAUCUCGUAGAUAUGUUUGAUGACUUCUCGGAAGGCAGAGAGUGUGUCAACUGCGGGGCCAUGUCCACCCCGCUGUGGCGGCGGGACGGGACCGGCCACUACCUGUGCAACGCCUGCGGCCUCUACCACAAGAUGAAUGGCAUCAACCGGCCCCUCAUCAAGCCCCAGCGCCGCCUGUCUGCCUCCCGCCGAGUGGGCCUCUCCUGUGCCAACUGCCAGACCACCACCACCACGCUGUGGCGCCGCAACGCUGAGGGCGAGCCCGUGUGCAAUGCCUGUGGCCUCUACAUGAAGCUCCAUGGUGUCCCCAGGCCUCUUGCAAUGCGGAAAGAGGGGAUUCAAACCAGAAAACGGAAGCCCAAGAACCUUAACAAAUCGAAGACGUCAGCAGGUCCCUCGGGCAGUGAGAGCCUCCCUCCCACCACCAGCGCUUCCAGCAACUCCAGCAGUGUGGCCACCAGCAGCAGCGAAGAGAUGCGUCCCAUCAAGACAGAGCCCGGGCUGUCGGCCCACUACGGGCAUGGCAGCUCUCUGUCCCAGACCUUCUCAGUUAGUGCCAUGUCUGGCCACGGGCCCUCCAUCCACCCGGUCCUCUCGGCCCUGAAGCUCUCCCCGCAAGGCUACGCAUCUUCGGUCAGCCAGUCACCGCAGGCCAGCUCUAAGCAGGACCCUUGGAACAGCCUGGCCCUGGCUGACAGUCAUGGGGACAUAAUCACUGCAUAAUGUCACCUCCUUCCCUCCUCAGAUUCCUGCAUGGACUUGGGACUCGGAGGACAGCCAAGAGGAGGCUCUGAGCUCCCGGGGGCUAGCCUGCUCUGUCUGGGCCUGACUCCAGACAACCGGGAAGAAACUUGAAGUCGAUGAUUUGGUUAGGGGAGUAGGUGCUGGAUUUUAUGGGAUACUUUUAAAGCUGGGGGACUGGAGAGUGCCUCCCCGCCCCCCUUUGCUGGGAGCUCACCUCAGGCCUUUCCAGUGAGGUGGAGACUUCUUUCUCAUUUUCUGCCCCUGGUCGGGAGAGGAGAGGGCCUUCUCCCCUGACUUUCCAGUGCAGUGCCCAAGCUGGUGGUCUUCCCCACCCCUGGGAUCUGAGAGCAGGCACAGGGCACAGGGCACAGGGUCCUGGGCCCCGCUCCGGCCUGAAUCAGGGCACCUCUCUGACAAGCGUUUGGAUGCGUGGGCCUCUGGGAGGCUCCUGCCCUGGCCCAACACUCCUCCUCGGGCUCGGCACACCCCGCACCUCUAAUACUGAAUCUUGACUCCAAACCUGCCAGUGGUAGGGCCAGUGUUACCGGACACUCAGUGAGGAGAUGGAGGAAGGGGACCCCCUUUCCCACCACAGAGUGGCUUCCGCAGCCUGGCAACCUCACCUCCUUGCAAGUUCCUUCCGUGGCUAAAAUCGCUCCACUGCUCUCAGUGGUCAGCUCUGCCUACAGUUUGAACAUGUCUCUCCCUGGCAAAACAGGAGUUCGGCCCUUCAGCCAAACGGAAGCCCCCCCAAGCCUGCCCGCUCCCAGCCCUUCUUCUACCCCAUCAGCCCUGGGGGUCCGGAGUGAGAACAAAAAAGGUUCUGCUGCUAAAGCCAGUUUGAGUAGCAUUCAUCUAAGACUUGAGAUCCUUCUGGAGAGGAUAUGCAGUGGACCUUCCCCUGGGCUGGGGCCUCCUGUGCGGGGGCGGGGUUUUCAGCUUGGAUCUCGAGGAUGCGCCCUCCUUUAGUGGAGACUUGUCUGUAGUGCAGGCAGCAGGCUGCAGCCCCUGCACCCAGGCCUACCUUCAGCAGAAAUCUUUUGUCCUGGAGUUUUCAGCAUAAAUUCAGAUGAACACAGCACAACUCAUGGAAGAAAGAUGAGUGAUGAGAAGAGACCCCGAGGGUGGGUCCUAUCCUCACAGCUUGGGAAUUGGCCUCCUCUCCAAGUUGCUGUUUCUAUUCUCAACGCUGGGCUCAUGAAGACGCUCGCUUCUGCGUCCUGGUUGCCAACCGAGUGUAGCUGCCCGGCUUUCCUCUGUGCUACUCCAAACACCCAGCCCCUACCCAAAUCCUCCCGGCUGUAGCAGAGUAUCUUUAAACCCAGGUUCUGUUUUAAUCAUCAUUUACAUUGCUUUCUUCUGUGAAAGCCCCCCUCAUAUACUGUCCCUAACCCACAAACCUGCUAACAUUGUCUUAAGGUGAAAUGGCUGUAAAAUCAGUAUUUAACUAAUAAAUUUAUCUGUAUUCCUCUGCCUUUUCUCCUCCUCCCUCUGAGGUCUUUUCCUGGGAGGUUGGCUGCUGCUCUUUGCAAGGUAGUCCUGAGCCACUGAGGGCCCUUUGCCAAGCUGCUCCAGGCUGCAUCUGAAUCACUUCUCCAUUCCUAUUGGCAGUUAGCCCAGACUUCCUCCAUAUGUGAUGGGGGCUAGUGACAAAGACACACAUCCCAGUCCUGGUACUGACUAGUGUGUGACCUUGACAGGUAACCUCUAGGUUUGGUUUCCUAGGAGAGGACUGGACCAGCCUUUUAAAGUUCCUGUGGCCCAGAAGUUGCCACCCAACAAAGGGGUGCACUUUUAGAGCUCCCCUUGGGGAUACCAGUGGUUGGAGCAUGAGGCAGAGCUUCAGAGCAGUGGUCUCUCCUGCCCACCUGGAUAAGAUGUGCACUGGAGAGUCAUGCAGACUGGUCCCACCAUCAUCUCCUUUAGGGUUUGAUCCAAACAAGCGGCUAGAAGGCCGGGUAGCACUCCACCCCAGUGGGAAAAGAGGUGAAAACUUACCCUAUGUCCAUUUUGUCCUCACUUCCUUAGGCUACAGAACUGCUUAGUUGCCUUAUCUUAAAAGUGGGCUGGGGUUGGGGGGAGUGGUCCUAAGGCGUGUGGAAUGGGACCCAGACAAGCAAGUUCAUCCCCACUCAGAAUUACUGGCAAUAGCUUCCUGCCUCUCAUCUGGCCUAUGCCAAACCCAGGGGGCAACUGUGGCCUUUGACCUUUCACAACACCCUUUUUAUUUUCGAAUGCAGAAGGGAAAAAAACCCUAUAAUAACCAUUCUUCUGUGUAAAAUCUUAAAAGGCUUUAAAGUGGCUAAGAAAUAGCCAAACCUAUUCAACGCAGCUACCAUCAAGAAGGAUGAGUAACUGAUAAUUCUAGCAACUAAGAGUAACAAAAGAGAUUCAAAAAGAAAAAUAAAACCUACCAAGAUUUA